Messenger RNA from Lottia gigantea (owl limpet), 1277 nucleotides. RefSeq lists its product as hypothetical. The record is from RefSeq and is a predicted model, not a curated record. Lineage: Eukaryota; Metazoa; Mollusca; Gastropoda; Lottiidae. The transcript has 3 exons. Bases 63 to 671 code for a protein of 202 amino acids.
CCAGUUCAGUCGGUCAAAAUUUAGUCCAUAGUUUGGAAUCAAUUUGGGAUUUAGUUCAGAAAAUGGAGAAAUCUAACAAAUCUGAAUGUUUAAGUGUAAAACCCAGAUUAGUGGUUGAAGAACCAGUAAAAAGUAAAGAGGAAACAAUCAGUGAAUUAUUUCAACAGUUACGCGAUUACUACUAUCAAGCUAACGAGACCAAAAGACUUGAAACCCGUCUGAACAGAAUUGAAGCACAAGUGAAUGAACAAGUCAAAGUUUUGAAGUGUGAACUAGAAAAAGCCAUAGAAAGAAAUGAACAGUUACAAGAUAGAAUAUUCGAACUCGAAGCUAGGCAAGAAGAUUUAGAGGGUGUUCAAGUUUAUCGCCGUCUGCGUCGUCCACGUUAUCAUGAACGAGAAAUCAACGUUAGAGUAGAAUUUCACAGUGGUUUGAUAGGCCAGGCAGCAGAAAGACAACCAAAUUUAGACAUAAUGGUUACCCAAGAUACCAAAUUAUCCACCAUUUUGAACAGUGUUAAAACCACAUUAUCGAUAGCAGACGACACCAUAUUAACUGUGAGGUAUCAAGAACAAAUCCAAGAUGAAGAUAAAUCUAUUUGUGAUCUAGGAAUAAUAAAUGACUCUAUUUUAGUUGUAUCUACAUCAGAAUUAGAUGAGAUUGUUUGUUGAUGAUUUGAAGUGUGAUUAAAUGUGCAAUUUUUGGUAAUUUUCCUUUGAUCUUGAAGUCUGAUAGUUUAUUGUAAGGGAGAUUUUUGAAGGAAAUUAUAUCUAAUUGGAUAUUGAGAUUGUUCUCUACAAUAAUGGCAUACAACCUUUCCUUCCCUCAAAGGUAUUUUGCAGCAUGCUCUGAGGAUAUAAAUUCCAAACCCCUUUGUCUACAACAUUCACUCCCAGUUUCGUAAAUCUUUGUGAUAUUAAUAAUCUGUGCGCCAUACAUGAACAAAAAUGAAAGAAUUUAACACAUUACCUGUAAUCUUAUUUAGGGUUUUAUGAGAUCGCAUUUUGUAGAAUUGAGAUAUCAAUACCUAAAUACUAGUGAUUGUCUUUAGAUUGAUAAAAAUGAAAACCAAUAAUAAAAUUAUUUGGAAAUAUAAUUUUACAGAGGAGAACUUUCGGUUCAAAGUGCGGGUUAUUUUCAUGAGAAAUGCUGACAUCUAUUUUGUACUGAUUAUUCUAUAUAUUAACUGUUGAUUUUUUUUGAUACAUGUUUAACUAAAAUGUGAUUGUGUAAAUUUUUGAUUUAUUGUUAAUAAAUCAAAGUUUGAUUUGUAUUUU